This is a messenger RNA of Acanthopagrus latus (yellowfin seabream), 1073 nucleotides long. RefSeq names its product chromosome 5 C12orf43 homolog (gene c5h12orf43). Bases 56 to 820 code for a protein of 254 amino acids. The transcript is spliced from 6 exons. The record is from RefSeq and is a predicted model, not a curated record. Gene Ontology annotation, biological process: Wnt signaling pathway; negative regulation of Wnt signaling pathway; Spemann organizer formation. Lineage: Eukaryota; Metazoa; Chordata; Actinopteri; Spariformes; Sparidae.
UACCCAGAAUCCCCGGCUCACAACAGAAACCAGCAGCGGCACAUGUUGAUCCAUCAUGGCGGCCUCCGUCAGAAAGAUGGUCGGUGUGUGUGAAGACUCCAGCAGCAGUGACGACGAGGCUCUGCGGAGGUGUCAGGAGGCGGUGUGGGAGACACGAAGCGACACAAACAAAGGUGGGGACACCAGUGUGCAGCAGUCGAAACGUUUUGUCGUCGCCAAACACGAACACGACGGCAACGAGCUCCAGGUCACCGAGGGCUUCCGAACACACGUCGCUAAAAAGUUAGGAACCCUCCUGGACAGCUGCAUUUCAGAGACGCGGACUGAAACAUCAUGUGUGGAAUCAGCAAACCGGGAUAAUAACAAUGAUGAUGAUAAUGAUGAAGGAUUUCGUCUGUUUUCUACGUCCGUCCCGGGACAGAAGGCUGACGAGCGUCCAGCUCCUGUGAGGAGUCGGCCUGCUCCCAGCUCAAGUGACAGCGACAGCGAGAUGGAAACCAGGCUGAAGGAGGCAGCGGUGUCCGUCAAAGAUCUCUUACCCUCGUUCUCCUCGACUCCCUCAGAAGAGCCUCCCUGUUCUGAAACACCAAAGAAGAAGAAGAAGAAGAAGAAGAAAGAGGCGGAGGCGGAGGAUGAGGAAGAGGAGAGCUGUGUUGUGAAAAGGAAGAAAAAGAAACAGACUCGAGGAGAGAGUGACUCUGCAGCUUCUCCUCUCCAACAGAACGGCAGCUCGGAGCUGGAGCGAGUCAAAGUGAAACAGAAGAAGAAGAAGAAGAAGAAGAAGCUAGAAGGAAACACAGAAGAAGAAGCUCUGGACUGAAUCGUCUUUUCUAAUGUUUGUCUGAAUCCAGUCUGUCACGAGUGAGAAACGAGACAACGAGGAUUUAUUUUCCAAAACAUUGGUGUAGUAUAUUUGAGGAACAGUUAAAUCUUCUCAUAUUGUCGCUCAUUAAGAAACGUUCAGAGGCUGUGACAUAAACAAAACAAAUGCAGGUAACAUGCGGUUUAAAAGUUCCAAGUUAAUGUACAAUUUCUGAAUAUUCCAUUUUAAUAAAAAUACGUUUCAGUGUUGA